GGAGAUCGACUACAUGACUCUCCUCACCCGAGACCUCUCCGCUACGGCCAGCAAUGUCCAUCCCCGUAUCAUCAGACCCCUCCAAGAGAAGCUGGCCCCAAAAGAUCUUCGACAAAUGCAAAGAACAACCUUUUGUGCCCCUCGGUGCUGGUGCGACCGUAGCUGCACUCCUCGGGGCCAGCUACCAUCUGAGAAAAGGUAAUAGGACGCGAUUCAAUCAGUUUUUAAGAUUCCGAAUCUAUGCUCAAGGUGUGACCGUUGUGGCCCUAUUGAUCUAUGGAAGUCAAGAACUUGCUGCCAGAGAAAAGGCUGGCGUUGUAAAGCGCAAGGAUGACCGCAUUGUUGUCUACCCGCAAACGUCUCCUUCCCCGGCUGCUCCUGAGCCCUUCGUGCGCUCUGAUGAACCUUCUGCCUUACCGGAAUCACUAUCUUCUGCUGUUGACGCUAAGUCUAAUGCCUACCCUCUGAGGAAGGAGGAGAGAAUGAAGGUGUCUGAGUUCGCGAAGAGGUUGAAGGAGGCAGAAGCGCUGCAAAAAGAGGAAGAUGUAUCGAGACGCCGGUAAGGGAUGACUGUAUAAUUGUGUGAAAAUUCGAAUGAAGCAAAAUGAGGUUACAAGCUACACAUAUGUACCAGUACAGACCAUAGAAUCUAGCAUGCAUCCGCCACCAUUCAUCUGCU
Messenger RNA from Cryptococcus deneoformans JEC21, 679 nucleotides. RefSeq lists its product as hypothetical. Gene Ontology annotation, biological process: mitochondrial respirasome assembly. The record is from RefSeq and is a predicted model, not a curated record. The transcript has 4 exons. Bases 54 to 563 code for a protein of 169 amino acids. Gene Ontology annotation, cellular component: mitochondrion. Lineage: Eukaryota; Fungi; Basidiomycota; Tremellomycetes; Tremellales; Cryptococcaceae.